AUGGUUAAACCCACUCUCGGAGUGAAAACCGACGAACCUUCAGUGGAAAACGCAUUCGAGUCACCCACGAGUUCCAUUUCACAAGUCGGAUCCAUACCAUCCGCGGCAUCCGCGUCCUCCGCGCCAAAUUGGAUACAGCAGCCGUCCGCUCCACCUACUCAGACUCCAGCGCAGAUCGAGGCGUAUCGCAACCUCGAAUUCCGUUGGGUCAUGCUUAUGCAGACGCUGAAGCCCGCUGGUGCAAGGAAGCAAAAGAAGGUCAAGAAAAUCGUCUGGGAAGGCGUCCCGAACAGCGUCCGUGGAAGGGUCUGGACGUUCCUGACUGAUGCGAAUGCCAGGAUGAUACCGGGCGUGUUCGAGAAACUUGCCAGUCGAGCGGGAGAUAGGACGGCGAUUAUGCUCAAAGAUCUUGAACGUCUCUUCCCUGAUCAACCCCACCUGCGCGACCCCAAUGGUUCUCUUGUUAAGCUGCUGCAGGCCUAUUUAUCAAUGGUGCCAGAUGUGCAGUACGAUCGUGAGCUCGCGAUGGUAGCGGGAAAUAUUCUGUCUCUCUCUCCAGAAGAAGACGCCUUCUGGACUUUCGUCGCCGUCAUGGACAACCAAAUCCGGCUUUACUUCGCUUUGAACCCAAUCCAGCUUGAUGUGGAUAGCCAACUGUUUAGCAAAGCUGUGGAAUGGAUGGACCCAUCCCUUGCGAAGUUGUUAUUCGAGCAAUACGGAGUGUCUCCUCACCUCCUCUGUAAAGCUUGGUUCGCGUCCAUAUUCUGCAGUGUCCUUCCGCCCUCACAUUUGCAGCGCGUCUGGGACGUGUAUCUUCUGGAAGGUCUUGGCUUCCUGUUCCGCACAGGUCUUCUUAUUCUACAAUCAGCUAAACGCCAUCUCAUGGCUUCACCUACGUUCCCUGCUUCAGCCCUGUCCUACCUUACGCGACCUCCGGCAGAUCUCUUUGAUCCCGACCCUGAAUCUUUCAUCAAUCGCGUUGCAUCCAUGCGAAUGCGUGACGACGAAUUGAAACGCUUGCGCCCCAAGAUCGAGGCGCGACUCAAGCAAACCAAUACCCCGCAAAGACCGCAGAUAGUCAAUAGGGAUAUCAUAAAGCCGCCCACUAUUCUCAGCGUGCACGACACCAAGAAAGCACUGGCCUCUGUUUCAUAA
Messenger RNA from Dacryopinax primogenitus, 1155 nucleotides. Its product is annotated as RabGAP/TBC. The coding region runs from base 1 to 1155 and encodes 384 amino acids. Lineage: Eukaryota; Fungi; Basidiomycota; Dacrymycetes; Dacrymycetales; Dacrymycetaceae. The transcript is spliced from 2 exons. The record is from RefSeq and is a predicted model, not a curated record.